Molecule: messenger RNA, 1503 nt
Organism: Penicillium daleae
Lineage: Eukaryota; Fungi; Ascomycota; Eurotiomycetes; Eurotiales; Aspergillaceae
Product: Zn(II)2Cys6 transcription factor domain-containing protein
Exons: 2
Biological process (GO): regulation of DNA-templated transcription
Molecular function (GO): zinc ion binding; DNA-binding transcription factor activity, RNA polymerase II-specific
Source: RefSeq, a predicted model, not a curated record
AACAUGGGGCAAUUAACCAAGAGCGUUAAGGUCCGAUCAACGUGUAACGCUUGUCAACAAGCGAAAAUCCGUUGCAGUCACGAGAAGCCCUCCUGUCGUCGAUGUCAAAAGCACAAGAUAGAAUGUAUCUAUAGUGUUUCGCGGCGGCUCGGGCGUCCGGCAAAGAAGAAAGAUCAGAAAGUCAGCUCGGAAAGUCAAAGUCAGAGCCCCGUUCUCGAACUUACUGAUCCAUCGGAAAGUGAGAAGAAACCGCGGAAGCCUGGCAAGAGAAAGAGUCCUCAUGGUCCUAACCCGAUUUCGAGUUCACGAGCUCGAUCGGGCCGCAAUGCCGAAAAGGAAAUCGAUGAGGAUCGUUUACCGACAGCCCUAGCGGUUGAAACCUCGGAAGAUCAACCAGGACUAGAUGUCGAUUUAUCGUCUGAGAGUUGGCUUCAGGAGCUGAUAACAAAUCGCAUCGACGGUGCUUUGGACAACGGUGCUUCCGAGUAUCUCUAUGCAGAUGUUGAUAUCGAAGACCCGUUUGAUCCACUCCCAGAUUUUCUACCUUAUUGUGCUCCUCCUGUUACAUACCAGCCUUCAGGUGUAUGUAUAUCUUCUCAGCCACAAGCUCCGGUUCUUUCGUCAGUCUACACGAGCUUGGAGAGAGAUUUCAACGCCUUCCGUCAUGAAUCUACGCCUGGCGGUCACGCAGAAACGUCGGGACAUAAAGAUACCGGGCCCCUUUCGUGGGUCUAUGAUACAACACCUCGACUUGAUUUCCAGUGUUUCCAGGAUCCGUGGAGCUUUGAACGAAUUCCACCAACCGGUCUUCUAACGGAGCUACCAGAUCAUUGUUUCAGCUUCCAAUCUCCUACUGGCAGUCACGACAGCGAGGCAUACUCCCCCGAUAAUCUGGAUGUUUUCGCGGGAUCAGGAGGGCCAUCGACCCUGAGCUGUAGCUGCUACAAGCAUGUAAUCGGCCAAUUGGUCAAAUCUGGAGAUAAAUCUGGAGCCAGUGGCUGCUCAAACAUAGAUGGCUUAUUGGCUUGUCAGAAGGAGCUGGUACUUCAGACAGAAGCCAUUUUGCAGUGCAAAAUAUGCUCUCAGUCUGAGAAUCAGGCCAAUAUGCUCAUGAUUGUGAUUGUUGCAAUCGAUAGCCUUCUCACCCUACUUGAUACGGCAGUGACGCCAUCCAGGGCUGGUUGUUAUGAAGAAUCGACCGAGUCGGGGAAAGCGGCAGGGGGGAGGAAACAGAAGGAACUUGGGGCCGGCUUCAUGUCACAUAUCGACGCGUGCCCCUUGCUCGUAGGAGAUUUUCCGGUGCCAGCCGAGGAAAAAGCCUGCUUUAUCCGGCAAGUGCUACAGACUCGGUUAUCGAUGCUCUUGUUGGCUGUUCGGAGGAUUCGUGUCUGCAUGCAGCAACAUCUGACGGCAGCGCUUUCCCGCGGUCGGUUAUUGAUGAUUAUGGAGACAGAUCGGAGACUCCAGUUAGUCAUGAUGAAGAUCAAGAUGGCAGUUAUCUAA